GCCGGCUGAGCACCUCCCUUCCCGGGCGGGAGCGCGGCGGGUGGAGGUGUCGGCCGCGCCGGGGCGUAUCUUCUGAGGAGUGCCAAAGAUUUAAUUGCUGAUUACUUUUGCUAGUCCUCCAGCCAGCAGAGCUGAGGAAAUUGUUCCCUCUUCUGAAAGAAAGAACAUACCAACUACGAACAGAUGUCCUUUCCAGAUCUAUCAGACUUUCAGCCUCUGAAUAUUUAAAGUCACAUCUAGCACACAACAGGCCAGAAGGAUUGCCUGGCUCUUAGGGCACUAGAGCUUGAGAUACAGGAGACAGGUUCAAUCCCAGCUUUAUCUGACUUUCGACAAUGGCCUUCAGACACAAAAACACAAGACGAAUUGAAGGCCUUGAUAGCAAUGUAUGGGUUGAAUUUACUAAGGUGGCAGCAGAUCCCUCAAUUGUUAAUCUUGGUCAAGGCCUUCCUGAUAUAUCCCCUCCCACCUAUGUCAAAGAAGAGCUAGCAAAGGCAGCAGCAGUUGACAGACUGAACCAGUACACUCGAGGCUUUGGACAUCCAUCACUGGUAAAAGCUUUGGCUCAGGUGUACGAGAGAGUUUGUGGAAGAAAGAUUGAUCCUCUCACAGAUAUCCUGGUGACAGUGGGAGCUUAUGGAUCUCUCUUUAGUACAAUACAGGCAUUAAUUGAAGAAGGAGAUGAAGUAAUAAUAAUAGAGCCAUUUUAUGACUGUUAUGAACCAAUGGUAAGGAUGGCGGGUGCAAAGCCUGUUUUUAUACCACUGAGAUGUAAAAAUGAUGGGAACUCUGCAUCUAGUGCUGAUUGGGUCUUAAAUCCUGCUGAACUUGCAAAUAAAUUCAAUUCCAAAACAAAAGCGAUCAUUCUGAAUACCCCACACAACCCUUUAGGCAAGGUGUUUACCAGAGAAGAGCUCCAGAUAAUAGCUGAUCUCUGUAUUAAGCAUGAUACCCUCUGCAUCAGUGACGAGGUGUAUGAAUGGCUGGUGUACAAAGGAAAUAAACACAUUAAAAUAGCUACAUUGCCAGGUAUGUGGGAAAGAACAAUAACUAUAGGAAGUGCUGGAAAAACAUAUAGUGUAACUGGCUGGAAGCUUGGCUGGUCUAUUGGCCCCCAGAACCUGAUUAAGCAUUUGCAGGUUGUUCACCAAAAUACACUGUAUACUUGCCCAACUCCAUUACAGGAGGCUUUGGCACAAGCACUUUGGAUCGACUACAGGCGCAUGGAUGACCCAGGCUGCUAUUUUCACUCUCUGUCUCAAGAGCUGGAAAGCAAGCGUGACCGGAUGGCUCGGCUGCUCCAAGAAGCUGGGCUGAAGCCUGUAGUUCCAGAUGGAGGAUACUUUAUGAUUGCUGAUGUUUCUACAUUAAAUGUGGAUCUCUCAGAUGUAGAUGGGAAGCAACCUUAUGAUUAUAAAUUUGUCAAAUGGAUGAUAACGUCUAAGAAGCUGUCAGCAAUUCCUCUUUCAGCAUUCUUUGGUCCUGAGACAAAAAAGAAGUUUGAAAAAUAUAUACGUUUUUGCUUCAUUAAGAAAGACAGCACACUAGAUGCAGCUGAAGUGAUCCUGAAGAACUGGAAUAAACAGACAGCCUGAUCUUUAGUAUGAAUUCUUCCAUCCAGUGCCAUUAUCUAAUAGUAGGGGAUUUUAUUGCAAAUUUAACAGUAAGUUACUUAAUACAGUACAGAAUUAAUAUGACAUUGUAAAUAACUUCAUGCUGCCACCUGCUGAGGAGUUAAAAUGAUUAUUUAAGAUAAUGGAUGCAGUGCAACUUGGUGGUUCUUUUAAAAAUAAUUUACUUUUUUCCUCAGAAAAAAUAUAUAUGUGGGAUUCUCUUCUACUGACUGAAAAACAUUUAUAGGACUUCAUGAAAUAAUCAGAUGAGACAGUUAUUUUCAAACUUACAAGUAAAAGGUGGUGGGUGUUUUAGGUAUGAGAUAUUAUAGAAACGAGGGGUGUUGGACCUAAACAUUGUGGUCUGUGAAACCCCAAUAGCCUGCAGUAGAGGAAAAUUAUGAUAUGCUUCGCAUUAGAUAAUUCCAGUGGAUUUUACACACAUACUUACCUACCCUGUCCAUACACAAAUUGCAUAAUUUUAAAUAAAAUGAUUGAUUUAAAUCAAUACAGUGCUUAUACAACAGGAAAGAUUGAAGAGUGCUAAGUUGCGUAAUUACUGUUAUUUUCCCACAGUACCCAUAUUUGUUGUUCUGAAGGUAUUCAGUCCUAAAUAAAUUUAUAAAAGGUGCAUCUAGAAUAGGAAUUGUAUUUGCUCAUGUCUACCUAUUUAUUUAUUACAUGGAUGAAUCUACAAAGCAGAAUGGAAGACUGCUUCAGAGGCUUCUUCACAGACAGAUGUACAGUGACAUAGUUGAUGCUAUCAUCCUUUUUCUUACCAUGUUCACAACAUUGGUGCCCUCACACCAAAUACCUCAAACUCUUUACAUCUAGGGGAGUGUGGAGAUGGGCCUAAUGCUGUUCUUUGGAGCUCAACUGACUUUGUUUCAAGCUCAGUUGAUAAAGGACUCUUUCAAAAGAGAUCAAUAUGGAGAAUUCCUUUCCAAUUGCCUCCUAUUCCAAUUCUCUCUGAUCUUUUAACCUGAGGAUGGGUUUCCCACUAGCAGAAGCACUCUAGGUAGGUAACCUUCCAAAGCUGUGUUGUGUUCUCCAUGUUGUUUCUAAAUCCUUCCCACAGGCCUCAUGGUGGAAGGCCUGAACAAAUUCAGUAUCCAGUUUUGCAAAUAUUUCUGUGAUCACAAAGUUGAAUUCUUAAGUGAAUGCCAUCAGGCUGUGACCAUGGCCAUGGCCUAAAAGAAGUAUAAAAACUGGAGUAUGAGAACAUUUGCUAGGCUUUUUCAUUAGUGCUUCUUUGUCUUGGGCUAUUGGGAGUCCAGUAACUGGUACUUCAGUAGUCUUUGUUAACUGUAUUGCACUGCCAUUCCCCAAAUCUCACCAGAAGGAUGGUAUUUUUAAGGUGGUCUGUGAAGUCUUUAUGCAUAAAAAUCAAUUUAGUAAUGCAGAUGACUUAACAGAAAUUUCAGCAUGAACUUUAUGUGGAUAUUGCUACACUAAAUUCCAGAAGGAACUAGUUUUUAAAAGACUAAAUUUCUGUGAAAUCUACACAAGUAGUUUAAAAUUUGUUUAUCUAAGUUGCAAUGGGAAGCUGUGCUGCUGCAGGAACUAAGAGGGUGGUGCAACAGUCUGUUGAGCUGCAUGAUAAUUUUGGAAAGGAAAAUGUAAAAUAGUCUGACACUUUAAUUGAUAAGUAAAUUUUUAUAAAACUGAGCAAAUCUUUCUAGCAUAAA
Calypte anna (Anna's hummingbird) is the source of this 3301-nucleotide messenger RNA. It is a transcript of the gene KYAT3, whose product is annotated as kynurenine aminotransferase 3. The coding region runs from base 336 to 1595 and encodes 419 amino acids. Lineage: Eukaryota; Metazoa; Chordata; Aves; Apodiformes; Trochilidae. Gene Ontology annotation, cellular component: cytoplasm; mitochondrion. The transcript has 16 exons. Gene Ontology annotation, biological process: biosynthetic process. Gene Ontology annotation, molecular function: L-kynurenine:2-oxoglutarate transaminase activity; pyridoxal phosphate binding. The record is from RefSeq and is a predicted model, not a curated record.